Molecule: messenger RNA, 1866 nt
Organism: Bacidia gigantensis
Lineage: Eukaryota; Fungi; Ascomycota; Lecanoromycetes; Lecanorales; Ramalinaceae
Exons: 4
Coding region: 1-1866 (621 amino acids)
Molecular function (GO): RNA binding; 3'-5'-RNA exonuclease activity
Source: RefSeq, a predicted model, not a curated record
AUGUCGAGCGUUCAAGGUCCGAACCCGGUAGAUUUCGACUACUAUCUCGUGACGCAUGUGGCGACCACGUGCGAUGAGCACGGAGUCUAUGUAACGAAAGACUCGGCGGAAGUCAUAGAGAUCGGUUGGCUUUUGUUGCAUUCGAAAAGUCUGGAGGAGGUGCAUCGAGAAAGCAUCCUGGUCAAGCCUGUGAACACUCCAAUCACCCCUCUAUGCACGAGCUUAACAACCCUCACCUGGGAGCAUGUGCGCUCUGCUGGGACCUUCCGAGACGCGAUCACCCGAUUUGAUGCAUUUGUUCAAGAGCAUUUGAAAAGCAAAGAGUUCUCGUUCGUGACGCUAGAUUCUUGGGAUCUGCGGGUUCAAUUACCCAGAGAAGCUCGAGACAAAGCCGUGGUUUUGCCAGCUUAUUUACAACACUCGCGUACUUUUGACCUUCGGACUGAGUAUCAGCGCUGGCAACAACACCACCCAGAGUCUCUUCCGUUUGGCCCUAGCUCACUGGCAAAUAUUUGUGCAGCGUUAGAGGUGGAACCUAUUCAAACCUCGGCACCAAUCAAGCACAACCUCCCGUUUCACCUGCAAGCAUUGGCGCCAGCUUCUCCCCGCCGAGCAAUAGAAGAAGCGAUCACGCUAGCGCGUGUUCUGCAAGGGUUGAUACGAAAAUCUCAACCACAGCACGAGCACCCCGACGUACUGACACGACCCCUUGAUGCCAAAGCCGACGUAUCAGCCUUUCUUCGGGAGCGCAGUAAAGUACUACACAUGAGCGGUCUUCCACACGACACAACACAGUCAGAGCUUGAGAGUUGGUUCACGCAAUUCGGUGGACGGCCGAUUGCCUUCUGGACGCUGCGGACCCCUGAUCAACACAAGCCAACUGGGUCUGGGUUCGCUGUGUUUUCGUCGCACGAAGAGGCAGCCGAAAGUCUCUGCAUGAACGGACGCGCUCUCAAUGAAAAGGCCAUCGAGGUCUCGCCGUCUUCCAGUCGAGUCCUGGAUCGAGCAGCUGAAAUACUCACCCCGUUCCCUCCCAGCAAAAACCGGCCUCGUCCAGGAGAUUGGACAUGUCCGUCAUGCGGCUUUUCUAAUUUCCAACGUCGUACAGCAUGCUUUCGCUGCUCUUUCCCUGCAGCUUCGGCUAUGCCAAGUGGCGAUCCCAUGGGCUAUUCCAAUUAUGGGUAUGGCCCCCAUCACAUGAUGCCUCAUCCUCACAUGGGACAUCAAGGUGGACAUAGCAUUGGGCAUGGCCGCGGAGGCGGAGGGGGAAUGGUACCCUUCCGAGCUGGCGAUUGGAAAUGUGGCUCGGAAGGCUGCGGUUACCACAACUUUGCCAAGAACGUUACCUGUCUUCGGUGCGGUGCGAGUCGAGCAGGAGCUGCUGUGGUUGCAGAUUCAGCAUUUCCAUCUCCGCAUGAGCAUUCCUCCGGCUACAGUAUGGGCCCAUCGUCAAUUGCAGGCACGCCUGGACCAGGACCCUUUGCAGCUCCCGCGGGAGGGUUUGGAUCCGCAGGGUUCGGGGGCCAACAAUUUGGAGGACCCCCAAGUCAGUACGCUCUGCCGUCUGGCAUAGGGGCUCCGACGAACGCGUACCCACCUAUGGGAGCAGGUUAUGGACAAGGGCUCUCUGGUGGGCCUUUCGACAGUCGGGCUGCCGAAGCUGCCUUUACCUCAGCCAACAAUGGACCACCUUCCAGUAGCGCAACAAAUGGACCACCAGCUUAUGGUAAUGCCACAUAUGGGGGUAACAGCAGCAUGGAUGGCGCUCCAGAUCCAUUUGCCUUCCUCUCCUCCGGCCUCGGUGGCCUUUCAAUGAACGAUGAUAGCCGACGGAACGGAGCGAAUCACAACAAAUCUCCAACUUAA